Messenger RNA from Chara braunii, 1905 nucleotides. NCBI's taxonomy places the organism in Eukaryota, Viridiplantae, Streptophyta, Charophyceae, Charales, Characeae. The record is from the annotation of a GenBank genome assembly.
UCGCUGAAGACAAAUCUCAUGCACGGUUAUGUGUGGCAGGCCCGAUCUGGAUUUUGCUGAGUGGGCAGCUAUAGAAAGAAGAGACGAGCGACAGCGAGAGACGAAAGGAAGGACGAGAGCAUCACAGCGAAAAGGAGAAUACGGGCUCAUGCGAUUGCCACUGGCGUACCCACCACGCAGUAAUUACUAAUUACUAAUUACUAAUUAUUACUGAUUUAUUGAUUACUCAUUAGUAAUUACUAAUCACUAAUUACUAAUUACUAAUUAUUGUUGAUCACUAAUUACUAAUUAUUACUGAGUACUAAUUACUAUUUGGUUAACUAAGUGGUUGACAAGACAGCAGGAUAGCGAAACCGCGGCAGCGGCGGAGGCUGUACUUGCAAUCUCACAGCUGCCGCGGCGGCGGCGGAGGCUGUACUUAUAAUUUCACAGCUCACCAAUGGUUAGCAUAGCAACAGCUCAGACUCUGAGGCGGUCUGGUGACGUGUGCCGAGGGCGGUUACUCAGUCUGCGUGCAGACACGGGUUUGCAUCUGCAUAUAUUGCAUAUAUUGUUGUUACUCGGAACGGCCUUCUUCGUCAUGGCGAAUGCCGACAAGGGCGCAGCGUCAGCAGCGGCGCAGUCGGCAUACGACGUGCUGACGAGCUUUGGGCUACCUCCAGGGCUGCUCCCACUCAACGUGAAGGAUUAUGAUCUGCAGCCAAGCGGCCAUUUCUCCGUCGAACUCGAGCAUGAUUGCUAUAUCAAGCUUGCCAGUGGCACCCCCGUUUACUAUGCUCAGAAGGUAACCGGGGUGCUUCAGAAACAGCGCCUUUUCCACUUGUCAGGCAUCCAAGCCAAGGAGCUGCUAUGGCUGCCAGUUACUGCCAUCGAGAUGGGUGACUCGUCGUCAGACACAAUCACAUUCAGGGUCGGCUUCCUCAGCAAACAGCUAUCGCUCGAAGAGUUCGCCAAGCCUCGCGCUUGCAGUAGGUCGUUGGAUGGGUGCACAUCUGGAGUGGCUUGAAGUGUCGCACAUGUCUCAUUCCCCGAUGUGCAUUUCAUUCGGACGCAACCUUCCGGGGAAGGUCGAAGCAACACAGUCGAUGUUGCUGCUGCUGCUGCUGCUGCAAAAACAGUCUCUGCGACGUGUACAUCGCACCCUUGCAGUCAGUAAACCCCUUGCAGUGGGUAAACCCUUGCAGUGGGUAAACCCUUGCAGUUGAUGAAUCCUUUCAGUGCAGUCAGUUAACCCUUGCAGCGGCUAAACCCUUACCCUUUUACCCUUGCAGUCGGUAAACCCUUGUGCAGUUGGUAAGGCGGUGAAGUCGGCUUACCCCGGGAGUUAGUAAACCCCUGCUCGCUGUUGUUAAACCCUUGCUCUUGGUAAAUCCACGCAGUCAGUAAACCCUUGCAGCGGUUAAACCCUUACCCUUACCCUUACCCUUACCCUUGCAGUCGGUGUACCCUUGCACAGUUGGUUAGGCCUUGCAGUGGGUUUACCCCGGCAGUUAGUAAACCCCUGCAGUUGGUAAGCCCGCACAGUUGUUAAACCGUUGCGGCCGCCGGUUUGCCAUAAGGCUUGCAGUUGGUAAACCCUUGCAGUCAGUAAACCUCUGCAGUUGGUAAAUCCUUGCAGUCGGUUUACCCUUGCGGACGGUAUGAAACCCUUGCAGUCAUUGCAGUAAUGACACCCUUGCAGUCGCUAAACCCUUGCCGUUGGUAAACCUUUGCGGUCGGUAAACUCUCUUGCUGUCGUUAAUCCGCAAACCCUUGCAGUCGGUAAACUUGAAUUGUCUAUUGCAUCCUAUGUUAACAGAGUUGCUAGGCCCGGGCCGCCCACCGAGACUUGCCCAAAUCCAUCCUUACCAUUGAGUUUGGCGAUAUCUCACCAAAGGGUUUUAUGGGGUAUAAGCAGAGGGUUCG